Echinostoma caproni is the source of this 552-nucleotide messenger RNA. The record is from the annotation of a GenBank genome assembly. NCBI's taxonomy places the organism in Eukaryota, Metazoa, Platyhelminthes, Trematoda, Plagiorchiida, Echinostomatidae.
AUGGGAAUUCCGUCGGUGUCCACAAACCUUUCUGGAUUCGGUUGUUUCAUGGAGGAACAUGUUGAAGAUCCAAAGUCCUAUGGUAUCUACGUGAUUGACCGGCGCUUCCAGAACUGUGAGGAUAGCAUCCAACAACUUACCAAAUAUCUGUUUGAAUUUUGUCAAUAUUCCCGUCGUCAACGAAUUGUUCUUCGCAACCGCACGGAACGCCUGAGUGAACUUUUGGACUGGAAGAAUUUGUGUUCGUAUUAUCGACGUGCUCGUGUAAUGGCUCUUCACAGGCAUGCACCUGAGCUAUUCACCAAUCCUCCACCAAUGAUAAAUAACGGUGACAGCUAUUCCGAACGCAGUUUUUGUAUCAGUCGGCCGUAUUCUGCCCCAGCCUCUCCAUCUGCCUCUGGACGAUCCACACCGUUGCCAAGUGGCGGAGCUACGGGAUCCGAGCGUAGUAGCCCCACCUCUCAUUUGGACGAAGAUGAAGUAGAUGAAGUAACCGAACGCCUCGAAUUGGGACUUAGUGCGGUCGAAUUGGAUGAUGGUGUGACAGCGUAG